AUGAAACAAGCCCGAGCCUGUGUUUUCUGUCGCAAAGUCCUUCGAGAACGGAAUCAGAUCGUGUAUGAGGAUGCCAAGGUCUUUGCCAUAUUGGACCACAACCCGCGAGCCAAAAAGCACGUUUUGGUGAUCCCGCACGAGCACAUUUCGUGCGUAGAUGACGUCACGCCGGCGUCCUUGGAUCUGUUGGAACACAUGCUGGCAACGGGCAAAGAGAUACUGGCACGCGAUGGCUUCAUUGACGAGACCGACUGCCGGUUUGGGUUCCACCGCUUUCCAUUCGCCUCUGUACCGCACCUGCACUUGCACUGCUUGGGUCUGCCCUUUAUCCCAGCAUGGAACAGCAUGAGGUACACCGAGUCCAUGCUGUCAUCGUACGUCAGCGCUGAGAGUGCAAUUGCUGCUCUACGCACGAAACAAGAGACCGUCUCCUCUUCAAGCGACUCAAUGGAGCCGAGAUCAACGAGUAAAUAG
Messenger RNA from Peronospora matthiolae, 474 nucleotides. NCBI's taxonomy places the organism in Eukaryota, Oomycota, Peronosporomycetes, Peronosporales, Peronosporaceae. The record is from the annotation of a GenBank genome assembly.